This is a messenger RNA of Scatophagus argus, 11374 nucleotides long. RefSeq names its product SH3 and PX domains 2Aa (gene sh3pxd2aa). The record is from RefSeq and is a predicted model, not a curated record. NCBI's taxonomy places the organism in Eukaryota, Metazoa, Chordata, Actinopteri, Scatophagidae. Gene Ontology annotation, biological process: superoxide anion generation. The transcript has 16 exons. The coding region runs from base 1183 to 4725 and encodes 1180 amino acids. Gene Ontology annotation, cellular component: cytoplasm. Gene Ontology annotation, molecular function: superoxide-generating NADPH oxidase activator activity; phosphatidylinositol binding; protein binding.
CCCAGGCCAAACCCAGUUGAAAUGUCAGUCUUAGGCUCAUGGUUAUAGAAAAGUCAUUGAAGCAAAAGUAGGUUUUCAUGUGAUUUAAAAGAUGAUAUAGAUUUGAUCUUAGUUUAGCCUUUAAAUGGGUUCCUGCACUGUCUUGCUUAUGUUGCCGUGUGCGCACGGGGGCAGUGUUUGGUCGUUAAUUGGCUCUUUCAUGUAGAGCAGGCUGCUGCUGAUUGGUCGCCUGUGAAACAUCUGUAUCCAUAGUUCGAUUUGUUCUAGUCUCCGGCCAGAAAGCUGCUUAUAGCUCAGAGCCUGGAGUGUUAAACUAGCUAUAGCUUCGUUGUUACGGAGCCCUCUAUUGUACAGAAUAGGUUUAAGAACAUUUCAGCUCAUACAGUUUGUGUCGAAGUCGGGCCUAUAUAUAGUACUAUAUAUCUGCAACAUUUUUAUUACAUAUUCUCCCAAGCAGGGAGGAAAAGUUUUGGGGCCCUGACGGAAGACGAAUGAAUAACUGAAAUGUUAAACCGAUUGAAGACCUCACUGUCUGUCGGCUGGUUACAAACACAGCUUCAGAAAUAAUGUAAGACAGUAGCACGCUUCAUGUUGAGGAAGGUACAGCCAAGUAGUUGUUUUUUUCUUGAGUGCUAUGUUCCAAGUAGCCCUGAGGACGUGAGUGAAGCCCAUCCCACUCCGUCCCCUAAAUUCACUGCGCCUGCUGUAACGCAGGAGGCGUUUGGCGCUGGAUUUGCCGGCUCCCUUGUAUACAGCCAGCCUCUGUAACCUCCAGGUAUGCUGGUGCCUCUCUUUGCAGGCAUCGUGGCAGACACAAAGGAACUCGUUUUACUUUUUUUUUUCUAUUUUUAAGGCGACCGACUUCAUCCGCUCCCCGCUCGCCGUUGGCCAGCCUGCGUGGCCGUAAGCAACGUGAAAAUCGCUCUCCGCUUGGAUUCGGCUGUGUGUACAUUUCACCUACAACGAGCAGCAGUGGCUUAAAUGGACUAUCGAUAAGUUUCUAAUCAGAUUGACGAUCGUUGUGUCAGCGGAGGGAAGUCGCUGCCAAAUUGGCCGCGAGCGAGCUGAUCUCUUAAUGGACCGUUGAAUUGUUAAAUGACACAGCGAUGAAUGUUGUGAUUUCUCUCCCGUGAUACAAGAUAGCUUAUCUGGAGCCACAGCAGCUGCUCGCCGGACGCUUUUAUGCAUAACCUUUGCAGGGUCAAGAUGCAGUUUCGGACUGUGCUGGACGUGAAAGUCGUGGACGUGGAGAAGAGGCGUAAUCCGUCUAAACACUACGUGUAUCUCAUCAAUGUCACCUACUCUGACAACACAUCCCACAUUAUCUACAGAAGAUACAGCAAGUUCUUUGACUUACAGAUGCAGAUACUUGACAAGUUCCCAAUUGAGGGAGGGCAGAAAGACCCAAAGAAGAGGAUCAUCCCAUUUCUCCCAGGCAAAAUCCUGUUCCGGAGGAGUCAUGUGCGAGACGUGGCCAUGAAGCGGCUGCGUUUCAUCGACGACUACUGCAGGGCUCUGGUGCGACUCCCCCCUCAGAUUUCUCAAAGUGAGGAAGUGUUGCGCUUCUUUGAGACCAAAGCUGAGGACAUCAACCCCCCAGUGGAGGACUAUGGCUCCAAGCGCAAAUCGGUAUGGAUGUACGGCUUUACAGACAGCCCGAGGAAAGAGGCCUCAGGAAUUGACAGCUCGGAGCCCAUGGUCCUGGAGCAGUAUGUGGCUGUGGCCAACUACGAGAGGCAGGAAAACUCUGAGAUCAGCCUGAAAGCGGGCGAGACGGUGGACGUGAUUGAGAAGAGCGAAAGUGGCUGGUGGUUUGUCAGCACAGCAGAGGAGCAGGGCUGGGUGCCAGCCACAUACCUGGACUCCCAGAAUGUAACCAGAGACGAUUUGGAUCUGGGCACUUCCAGGACUGGAGAAGUCACUAAGAGACGCAAGGCACACCUGAAGAGGCUGGACCGCCGCUGGACCCUCGGGGGUAUAGUCAACCGCCAGCAGAGCAGAGAGGAGAAAUAUGUGACAGUACAGCCGUACACCAGUCAAGGGAAGGAUGAAGUCAGCUUUGAGAAAGGGGUAACCGUGGAGGUCAUCCAAAAGAAUCUGGAGGGCUGGUGGUUCAUCAGAUACUUAGGAAAAGAGGGCUGGGCUCCUGCCUCCUACUUGAAAAAGGUGAAAGACGACUUCUCUCCUCGCAAGAAGACCCUGACGGGCCCUGUGGAGAUCAUUGGCAACAUCAUGGAGAUCAGCAACCUGCUGCAAAAGAAAUCAGUUAGCGAGAAGGACAUCCAGGCAGACGGAGAGGGCAGCACCACACCUGAACGCCACAUAUCCAAAAGCGAGAUCAGCCUGCCCGUGCCCUAUAACUCUGAAAUCAAUGCGGAGACGGGCAGGAGGCUCAGUGCAGGCCGCGACACCAACAGCCCAUGUCUGGGAAUAGCAGCGAGUGCUGCCCUAAAUGAAAAUAAAGGGAGAGGCGAGCCAGGGUCCCCAGCUGUUGCAAGAGUGGCACCCCAUAGAGUGGAAAUUGGCUUUGAUACUAUAGGGUCUCCAAAUCUGAGACAAAAACCUCCGCCAAGAAGAGAAACCAACUUGGGAUUCCAGUUACCCAAGCCUCCAGAGCCACCUGCUGUGGAAGCAGAGUAUUACACCAUAGCAGAUUUCCAAUCCUCAAUCUCUGAUGGCAUCAGUUUCCGUGGAGGACAAAAGGCUGAUGUGAUAGAGAAGAACCCUGGAGGCUGGUGGUAUGUGCAGAUUGGAGAGAUGGAAGGCUGGGCCCCCUGCUCCUACAUUGAUAAACGUAAGAAGCCCAACCUCAGUCGUCGGACCAGCACCCUAACCCGACCCAAAGUCCCACCCCCUGCUCCACCUAUCAAAAAACAAGACUCUGAGGAGACUCCCCCUUCUGCUAAAUCUGCCUCAAAAGUCUCAGAGCCACCAAGCAGACCUGUGUAUGAGGAACCUGAAUAUGAUGUGCCGGCAAUUGGAUGUGAAGGUGAAUCUGACACAGAUUCCCUAAAAGAUGAGCGCACCCUGGAUGUGAAGAUCAGCAGCGCGGUCAGCGAUAAGUAUCGCAGCUCCCCUCCUUCUUGCAAGGCCUCUCCUCCUGUCUGCAAGGCGUCCCCUGUGUUCACCCAUCGAAGAGCAUCCUUUAGGUCUGUAGAGGAAGUUGCAAAAGAUGAGUGUAUCUAUGAGAAUGACGGCUUCAGGCGAAGCAGCGGCAGUGAAGGAACUUCAGUGAAAGGUUCCAGUGAACCGAAUUCCCCAAGAAGCUACCAUUCCUCCACAGUCCCACGCAAACCCUCUGGGUCCUCACCUUUAGCUGGUAGGCCCAUGAAGACCACGACACCAGAGAUGAACCGAAGAAGCCAGACCUUAGGCAGACACAUAGAUAUCAGCCUGAGAUCGCAGGACAACAGCCCCCAUUCUUCAUCAGAUGAAUUGAGCAGAGGCCCCAAAAAAGGCCCUGCUUUCACCCGGGAUGUGGAGCAGAGAUUAGGCCGGAGCCCCUCUACCAGGCCCAAGCCUUCUGUCAGACCUAAACCUCUCCUGACCAAAUCAGAGCCCCAGAGCCCUGAGAGGAUGGAUAUCAGUUCCCUGAGACGUCAGCUGAGGCCUACAAGUCAGUUUCGACAUGGCCUCAAACCUAGUCGCGGGGACGACUCUGAAACGGCCUCUGUUAUCUCAUCGGAGGACUCCAUGUGUUCCCGCAGCACGUCAGAUCUCUCUUCUGUUUAUUCCAAGGGGAGCCGUGGUGAUUCAGAUGUAGAAGGCCCCAAUCUCUAUCGUUCCCUGGAUGCCUAUAAGAAGGUCCAGGACUCUGAGGUCAGCUUUCCAGCUGGAGUGGAGGUUGAGGUUCUGGAGAAACAGGAGAGCGGUUGGUGGUACAUUCGAUGGGGAUCUGAGGAGGGCUGGGCUCCCUCAUACUACCUGGAACCUGUCAGACACGUGGCUGAUGCAGGGGGAUUAGACUCAGAUGGACAUGGUGGUGGUGGGAGUAAGUCCAACAGCCUGGAGAAAAAUGAACAGCACGUUUUGGCCCUCAAUAACAUCAAUAUUCAAGGUCUGAGCCAGCAUCAAGGUUUGAGGAGGAACACUCCACCAAUUCCUUCUAAGCCUCCUGGAGGCUUUUCGAAACCAUCUGGGAUGGUUAAUGGAGGUGUUCGGAUGAGGAAUGGGGUACGACAGGUGGCAGUGAGGCCCCAGUCUGUGUUUGUGACCACAACACAGCCAGCCAAAGAUGCACACUACAUGACAGGUUCUCUGAGACGAAAUGAGUCACUUGGCAGAAGUGAUCACUAUGGCUCUGGUUCUGCUACUCUUGGCAUACGCAGAAAUGCCUCCUUCAGCACCGUGCGGCCACAUGUAGUUGUCGAAAGUCAGACGAGGCCUGCUGAGCGCUCCAGCAUGGGGUCCUCAGGGAGUUCAUUCAGCACAAGCAAUGUCCAGGACGCUCUUAGCAGAGUUAACCAACGCAAUGGCAUCCCUGUGUCCACAGUCCGACCCAAGCCCAUAGACAAGAGCCAGCUGAUCCACAAUAACCUUGGUAGGGAUGUGUACGUGUCCAUCGCUGACUAUCGUGGUGAUGAGGAGACCAUGGGUUUCACUGAAGGCACUUGUCUGGAGGUUUUGGAAAGGAAUCCCAAUGGAUGGUGGUACUGCCAGGUGCAGGACAGCCUGCUUCCCCGCAAGGGAUGGGUGCCCUCCAACUACCUAGAGCGGAAAAAAUAAAACCAAACCCACAUCCUACCCUAUCCAUCUCUACUCCUCCCCCCUUUGAUGUCUUCAAGGAUGUGGGUGGCCCACUUCUUGCAAAUGUUACCCACAAUUUCCCCUAAGCAAUAUGUCCUUGACAAUGUAAAUUUAUGAAUAAACUGUGUGUAGAAAAAAAAAGAUGUUUUAAUCUGAUAAGUAAGGACACAUUUAGUGCUGGUUUACUAAAAUGUAUUUGAAGAGGAGUGUGUCUUUGAGAAACGAAAUGGUAUGAAUGGGAGUGAUAACCUCUUUAAGAGGUUUACAUCAUGUGAUCCAGAUGUUAAGCAAGGUAAUGGCCCUGCUUUUUCCUGCCCAUCACUGAUUAUGAUGGCUGAUAAGUGCCUUUUGUAUUUGUUCACUUGAACAGAGGUCCUACAUGGUGGAUGGCAAAACAUUAAAUCAACCAAAUCUUUUACGAGUGCCAUAGGUCUAUGAACACCACCAGUUCCACCACCAAUUAAGAGCUUCGUUAUGGAUUGCAAAGCGCAAAGUUGCAACGUUUUGAUCUUAAGUACUCAAAUUGGUUCCACACAGAUUAAAGAAAGAAAAACAGAGAUCUAAGGAACUCAAGUAACCAGAGAAUUUAUUUAAGAUACCAAGUCAUCAAACGAACUAAAACAUUUUAAUCAUGUUAUCAGUAUUUUUAUUUAGUUUUAUUGUUUUUGUUAUAAUGUCUUGUGUUGAUGCAAGCCUUCCUUAGAGAAUUAUUUCUGCUUUCUUGUGACAUCUGUUUUCCACCAAAAGCCUAGAAUUGGAAAAGUUAGAGCUCCUGUCUUACGUCUCAUAUCAUCUGACGCUGGUAAAGUAUACAGUAGGUGCUCAGGUUUGAUAAAUUUGCAUUGUCCCAGAAAAAAAUAUGUUGAUAUUUAUGUCUUCUAUUCCAGGUGUAAUUAUCUGGUCUAUCAAAUGUAUUUUAGAAAAAGAAAACCUGUAAAACUUGAAAAUAACAGUCAGAUAUUUCCUGGAAAAUACAUCAAAAGAACAACUUGUAACUUGAGGGAUCUCCAGAUCUAAAGCUCCGCCUGUCUGGGUAACCAGUAACCUCAAAAGAUGAAAGUAAUUAGUUUACAAAGGUUUAGGUUUACUGUAGUUUGAGGAACAAUUGAUUUUGUACAUAUAUUGUGUUGAAGCCAUAUAAAAAAUAAUACCGCUGUUACAGAGAUGUAUUGAAGUACUGGAAAUGCGGUGAAAUAAUUGAAUCCCAGGGACAUAUUUGCACAGCAUUUAGCCCAAAAUGUGAUCAAACCAAAGAGUUUUUUUUUGUGAUUUUACUUUUUAUUUAUGAUACAAGUAAUUCAGUAACAAAAUGACUUAGAUAAAGUUCCUGAACUUAAAAUAAAGUUUUCUCAUCCUGGUAGCACUUGAUAAAUCCAAAAUUUUUGAUCUAUGAAACAAGACAUAGACAAGUACAUUGUAAUGUUAUUGCUGUGCAGUAUGAGUGUGACAUUAAAUAGAAGACAACAUGGUGUAUUAACACUGUAUUGUUACAGAGUUAAAGUAUUUUUUUUAAUGCCCUUUAAAGUUUAAUUGGGUUUCAUAUCAUUUAACACCUUAUGUAAAUAAGACUAGAAAUAUGAAGUUAGAAAUAAUGUUGCCCCAAUGCAGAAGUGAAAUAUGACAAUUUGAAAUUCUGAGCUAAAAUUUAACUUUCAACAUUCAGAUGGCUGAUGCUCAAGACUGCUGAAAUACAUUUUCUAACGAUGUGUGUGAGCUCUCUGUACGAGGCUGAACACUAACUUUUUAUUAUGUUUCUGCUGGACAGUAUCAUAGUAUCAAACAAAGUACAGUACCUGCUAGAUCGCAGUUAUCUAUUUUAGCGAAACCAUAUUUGUUUGUUUAUUUGUUACUCUGUGAUCACACAGUGACAAUAAUGAGGAAUGAAGUGGUUCUGUUUUGUGAAUUAGUGCACUUUAAACAUGUUUUUAUGGUGCAUUAAUGUAAAGAUGCAGUAAAUACUCAGCAUAUUAUUUAUUGAAAGUUUUUGUAAUUAUUUAAUUUCACUCUAUUUUUUUUAACUCACCUCAGAUGAGAUGGGGAAAUCUAUCGUGAGUUCUCUCUAUGAUAGUGACCAUGCCAAAGUUUGAGUAGAAUUGGAGAAACAGCAACCUCCUAUGGGAGUUUAAAGGUACUGCAAGAUGAUUUUUGUCCCAGCCAUAAGGCUUACCAGCUGUCCUACCUCAGUGCAAUAAGAAAUGCACUGCUGGUCAGUGAGUCUCAUCAGUAAUUGUACAGAAAUAUGAUGCUUUUUUUUAUUUUUAAAUAUCAGUGCAGCUAAAAAAAAUUUUUUUUUUAUAGCUCGUGUUUUGUACUGGGCAAUAAUUUAUGACAUUGAAAAUCUUAAGAAAAAAGAUUUUUUUUUUUCCUCCAUGCUGUGUGCUGCAACUUAAGCAAAUCAUGGGCACUUCCUUCAUCUUUAUUGUGCUUUACAUAAUGCCUGAUUUUAUGUGUAUUUAUUAUGAAUGGUUUUAGAUCUCUUCACAGUUUGAUAAUCACCUCAGUCCCCCCCGUCCUGUUCAGAACAUUACUGUAUAGCAUUAUACAGCUUAUCAUGUUACACAAAUUCACUGACCUGAAUAUGCAAAAUGCAGACUCAAUAGUCACAAAAACUCCAAAAUAAUAAGGACCUAUAAAUAAUCAACUUAAGAAUGUUGAUAGACGAAGGCAUUAUGUAAAUGUGUUGAAUCACUUUUAAUAUUUCGCUCCAGCACGUAUUAUUAUUGCAUAUCGCUUUGUUUGAUUGAGCUGAAUUUACUUGGUUGAAAUAGCAAGGGAAUCGUUCUGUGUCAAGCCUACGUUUAGCUGUGUAGCGUCUAUCUUCAUUCAUGCUUUUACCUUUUAUUCCUUGUUUCCUUUUUUAGCCCUUUUUCGUCAAAUUCUGAAAUGUACCUGUGAGGAAAUGUGCAAUAGAAGCACAUCAUGCUUCAACAAGAGGAACAAUAUCGCAGGUCUACAAAAACAAUUCCACUAAAUUGGCUGGGAGUGGAUAUUCCCAGUCAAACUGCCAGUGAGCUUUCACCAUCAUUUCAUGUGUAUCCUUUAUCUAAAAGAGCAGAUGUGAGAGACCCUAAAACCAUCAGAAAACUCACUGACCAAAGCAGUGGUGUGUGACAUCCUGUUGUUAUCUUGACGUGGUGGACUUUUAUAAUAACUAACGAGAACCUCUGCUCCUCCUGGCCCGGAUCAGCAGUGGACAGUGAUUUGUAAAUGGCAUGGCAGAAACCCACUGACCCAUUCUGUACUGACAUUUCAUCCAACUUGGAUCUUCUGGAGAGUCAUGGGCCUAUCAACAGGGGCCUCGGUGGCCCUGCUCUGAGCUGUCACGUUUGUGCCUGAAUGGAAUUUUGAUAGUUUGUUUUUUUUUUUUUUGUCUUGCUGUUUUCUUUCUUUUCUCUUUUGUGUUUUCCCUCUGGAGUGUGUCCUCUCUGCACCUACGCAGAUACCUCUUUUGACAUUUACCCCUCCGCUGUCAUACCAAGUUAGACUUUCUCCUCACCAAUCACCAAGAUGAAGGUGAUAUUUGGAACCGAUGGCGGACAAAGAGACGUCAGCAGGAGAGUCUCAGCGGUAAACAAGAGAGCGAAUAGAUGAACGCUCCUUCAGGCCAUUUCAGUUCAAUCCAUCAACUUCCAGGACGUACUCCAAAAAUAGAAAAACCUUUAUUUUUCUCUUUGCUGAGCCCCAGGCAGGCCUUAUCCAUGUGCUACAGGUGAAUACGUUAUUGUGCUUUUGUAGUAGUUUUGUAGUCAAAACUCCACCUUGAAGGAAGUGUCUGACAUUUUGGGAAAAACCCCGAUUUGCUUUCUUUACAAGAGUUUAUAGGUUUGUUAGCACAAUGACUGAGAGCUGCGGGAAAGAGACCAGACUUGUAAGAAGGUUAAAUCUGGCAACACAUCUAAAGUUCACUCCUUAACUUACUUGUUUCCAGUCUUCAUGCUAAGUUACGCUCACUAUCUCCUUUUUAUUUAGCGAGAAGCAAUAGGUUUCUUUCCCAAAAUGUCUGUUUCUUUAAGGUACGGGCUUCUUAUUCAGUCAUGGUCUGCCAGUUCAGCCUGUCACGGUCGCACUGCUGUUAAACACACAUCCACACAACAGAAUGGAGUCGGUGGAGGUAAUAUUUUUUGCAUUCCACCUGUACAAUUGGCCAUGUCUGCACAUGCCACCACACAGCCAAUGGUGAUGAGGAACCGUUCAUGCCAGAGGAAAUGUAUACGUUUCCUGACAUAUUCCUUGAGGUCAGCCGGGUGAGAAACACGCAGGCACCCUGUUUCAGUCCAUGCUGUGUUUUUAUUUAAACAAAUGGAUGGUCAUCUCUCAGGCGUGGAGCAACCAAACGCUAACUUCUGCCACAGUGUGUUCUUACUGGCUAUACUUUCCUUCUGCACCCCAGUUCUUUCUCUCCCCUCGCCACACAUUUCCAUCCCUCCCUUCCUCGACACAGCCGAGCAGUCUAUUCCCUGUGGAACGAUCGAGAUAUCUAGGAGGGUUUCGGUAGCGGGCGGGGGUUGGUUUGUGUGCAUUGGUGUGUUUUUGCAUGAUGAGAUGGAUUGUUUGCAGGUGUGCUCAGGAGAAGAGAACUUGGAGGUCGUAGAGAAGGUUUGCAAGGGCAGGAUGCAGGGAGACGCAAGAUGGAUCAGAUAGUGGAUUGUAGGAGACGAGGUGAGAACGAGGCGAGAGAAGCUCUGCUUUGAUAGAAGGGAGAUGAGGCUAGUGGGUACUGUUUCCACUCUAAAAACUAUGAAAAAUAAUUCCUUCCAACAGAGACCCCAUUUUAUCCAACUGCUUCUAAAAAAAAAAAACCUCCCAAACUGUAAUGAGCUCUCCGCUUCCCAACCUGAGCUGUGAAAUCUAUUGACUCCAAACAGCGUUUUAAUUGUAGCACUUGACGGUUUUUUUGAAGCUGCACCAAAAGAAACUGCAAGUAAGUGAGAGACAAAUGAGUUGAACUACAGCAGCUUCUCUCAGUCUCACUCUCGGUCCAUAGACUCACUUUUAAACCUGAUCCCACAUCUGAGUUUAGCUUCUGUUACUGUCAGUGUCUUCAGAUCUCAUGGAGCCCUGGAGGUGUGAGAGAAGAGCAAAAAGCGGAAUGGAAAAAAAAGUUCUUUGGAAUCAGACAAAAAUGGCUUCAAAUGAAGGAUUUUUUUUGGUCUUCUUUGCCGUAUUCCUUUGAGUUUUUUUGUUGAAAAAAUAAUUGAAUGUUGUAAAAGUGUAGCAAAGGAUUUGAAGGGUUUAUUCACAUUCUGAAGAAACAAUGGAAAUAAAAAAAAGGCCUUCCAGCUCUUGAAUAAGGUGAUUUCAGAGUUAAUAAAGGGAGUGUUUUGAUGUAAGGAGGGGUAGGUUUGAUAAGAAAGGUUUCGUAAGUGUGUGGGGGAGCACGUGGGAGGUAUUUAGGGGGAUGAUUUUGUAUGUUUUUUAAUUAAUAUCUAGUUUUUGUGUUUUGAGUGUGAGAGUAGAAAGAAAAGAACAAGUGAAGCUAUGGGGGCUUUUUCUCCAGCAGUUGGUGCCAAAAAAAAGAAAAAAACCCCAAGCCUGUGAAUCCGGGAAUGCUGAUUAUUUAUGUCGUUCUGAAAACUUCCUCACAGAAUCGCAGUUGUUUGACGUGCCAGCGGGCAUCAGCGGGAGAUGUCUCCCGGCUCCAGAGAAAGAGGCUGUGUCGAGGAACGAGGCACGCCGCUGUGCCUCUGUGCCACUUUUCUUUGUCUCUGUUUGAAUUCCUGUCUCUAAUUACCACAACGGCGUGUCUUAAUUAAACAUAGCCAGUCACAUGAUAUCCCAGCGCCAACAGCUUUCUAAUCAACAAUGCCGCGGCUGCUGCCGUCGCCGCUCAGCCCGCGUUUUGUGUUGAGGCGUGGAGGAGGUGAGCUAUCAGAAGAGAUUGAUGUUGACUCACAGCUGAGAUUGAUGGGAAGGUGGGGCCUGUUUUUAGCCUUGAUGUUGCAUUUAUAGAACAGAAUUUGUCUCCACUCUGCUGUGGAGAGCAGUGUGCCGAGAAAAAACAAACAAACAAACAAACAAACAAAGCACUUGGAAGCCCAAUGCCAUCAAGCUCUCUCUUGAUCUGUAAAUUCUGACAAAAACAAUAUGUUACCAGCAUGUCAGCCACACUAACAAACACAAUAACAACUACAAGCCUUGAGUUGGACCAAAGGAGGUGCUAUUCUUUUCUCUCUUUUUUUUUUAUUGAAAUUACCAUUGUUGUUAUGCAAAUUGUGUUUAACUCUUGCAAGCUCCUUGUUUACAGAAGGAAUGUCAUGAGAAAGCUGAGGAGGCUUGAAUCCACUGUAAGCGUUGGUGAAUCAUCCAGUGAUGAGUCAUCUCCCCAACAAAUCAUCCGUGUGACAAAGUCUCAUGCCUGUCUGUUCAAAGCGUCGUCACACUACACCAGUGCACACGGGAGACAAUAGUACACAAUGAGAGCGAAUUCUGAUUGACUUUCUGCUCAUGUGCUUUCCUUCUGAAAACAAGGUAUUUUCUUAUCUAGUUUCAUUUUGACAAGUGCUGUUCCCUUUUUUCGUUUUGUUUUGUUUUUGUUUUUGUUUUUUUUUUGUAUCUCGUACAUGUUUACAUUGUAUCUCGCAUUGCCCAAAAGAGAAACAAUAUUAAAUGUAUUAUCUUUGUUGUUUUA